GCCACUGUCAAUGUCAUUUCUGACGUUUCUGUGUCGAUCAAUUGACAAAUUUGGGUGGUCGAUUUCUUUAAUUUUCUAAGUAUUAAUUAAAAAAUAUCCACAAUGGCUACUGUUAUAAAAACGAAGGAUAUCAAGCCGGAGCCCGUGGCGUACAGCGAAGCAGCGCUCAGAAAUAAUGGCGCUGUUAUCGAGUAUUGCAGGACUUCGAUGGCUGCCCUUUCGGGCUCUACAGCGGGAGUCCUAGGCCUCACCAGCCUCUACGGCUUCAUGUUCUACGUUCUGUCUGUGGUGGUGCUGUUCGUCAUGUUCAUGGUGAAGACCGGACCCAGCUGGCACAAGUACCACAUCUCCCGGCAAGCGCUGCUUACAAACAGCUUCUUCGCCUCUCUGUGCACUUAUGUGCUGUUCUGGACCUUUAUUUAUGGGAUGGUUCAUGUAUAUUAAAAAAUGUAAUCUUACUUGGAGAGUCAUAAUUCGUUUUUGAUGCAUUUUAAGAGCCUCCUAGACUAAUCGGUAGCCCUGCCUACGAUGCAGGCGCUCCUGGGUUUGAAUCCUGGUAAGGGCAUUUAUAUAUAUCUACACCUGAUAAAAUCAUGACCCUGCACAUGAUAAAAUUAAUAAAAAAAAAAACAUCACCAGACACCAAGAAGUUAAAUACCUCAUUAAAAUUAAUACAUAUUUUGUGCAUCAAAAAUAAUUUUGAAUCUAAUGCGGUUAUCACAGUGAUGCAUCCGCAGACCGCUCCGGUGAGUGAGCGAGACGACUCUAUUUACGUACCUAUAUCUCUAGAAUUUGAUAUCCGUGAAACGCGAAAAUGCUCCCCAUGCGGCAUUUUGCCGCCCAUACUUAAUAUUAUUUUUUGUUUAAAAUAAUGGAUAAAUCAGUUUGUAAUCAUUGUUAUGGGAUAAAAUAAAUCAAAAACUACUAGGAAAAGUAUUGUUAUAGUUUUUUACUUUGUAGUACAAAAAAAAAUACUGAAGUAAUCACAGUUUUUUCGUCUUGGGCAGCAAAAUGCUCAUUGGCUUGGGCUGUAUGUUAUGUAAAGGAAAGGCCAGUCCAGAUGGGUAAAUUUUUGCCCAAUCUGAUUAAAUUGUCUGAUUAAAUCAGGGGGUGUGUACGCAAAAAUGAAAUUGGCUCGCCGAUCCCUCUCGAUUCGAUUGUAAGAAUGACCGGUCAAAUGCAGAUGCAAGAAUGCCAAUUUCCGACGCUACUAUAUGCGCAUUUUUUUUUUUGAUCGCUCAUAUGUCACCAUAAAUCAGAAAUGAGUUGGACACCAAUUUCUUUUCUAACCAAAUUGGUCAAUUAUAUCAUCCUGUCUGGACGGGCUUUAACGCUGGCAUACGACUAGCAUGCUGGGUGCCUAGCCAAGCUGCCAUAAGUUCGCGCCGUAGCGAACGAUACAGUCAUCUCUCUCUAUCACUUUUCCAUAUUAAUUAGUGCGACAAAGACAUUGGCGUUUCGUUCGCUACGGAGUGUAAACGAUUGGCAUCUUGUCUAGGCACCCAUGAUCCGUAUCCAAUUUGAAAAACUCCAGUCAAUAGGGUGUAGGUAUGAGUGUGGUAUGUUAUUUAUGUAUGAAAUGUUAUUGUAAUUUGCAUCAACCGAAAGUGGUUUAAGAUAAGUAUCUGAACCAUUUAUUUCUGUUAAUUUAGGACUUGGGCAAAAGGUGGCAGUAAUGUGUUCUACAGUACAUAUGAUGCUACUUUUAUUAUUAUUUUUAUUUCAGAUUCCAUUAUUCCAUAUACACUUAUAAUCUAUACACAUUUUUACAAUUAAAACUAGGUGGACAGCAUGUGGAUCUGGUUCCAGUAGUAAUGGAAGGGACCAUCUUCCCUUCCUGCUACUGUUAAUUUCAUUCAUUCAUUCAACGUUGUACGAUACAUGCAUGUUCGAAUAGGCAAAUGGGGAAUAUUACGCGAAACUCUGCGUAGGGGGCGCCACAAGUCAAGGUCUACCGCGAAACGAGAAAAUCGAAAUCUAACCUCUCUAUCACUCUUGCAUAUUUGAGCGAUAAAGACGCAGAUAACUAAAUUUCGAUUUUCUCGUUUCCCGGUAGGCCCUUUGUAAACAUAAACCGUCAAUGCAUCAAUGUUACCUUUUAUUAUCUAUGAAAACUUGACAAAAUACUAUGUAUAAGCUACUCUAUGGUUUAAGAUAAGAUACGUUGCCAGUGCUGCACUCUGGCGGCAGAACAUUGCAGUAAUACUCCCUAUUCGCAACUCGUGUCGAUUUAAUUUAUAUCCAUUCGUUGCGAAUUUCCUAUUUUUCGCACUUGUAUCGUAAUGUACUAUUACAGUACAUAUGGUGCUACUUUACCGCUCUAGUGCGGUAAUUAGCACUAUACGACGUACGUGCCUAUGUGAAAAUUUAAAGGGCCAUAUAUUAUGUACAAGUGUGAAAAGUAGGAAAUUCCCAACGAGUGGCGAUGAAUGAAAACAACCCAAGAGGGAGUGUUUUAAAUCGACACGAGUUGCGAAUGCCCUAUUAAUAAUGUACUAUUUGAUAAGGACUACUGAUAAUCCUAUACUAGAGUAUAAUACACAUAUUAUAUUUUGGCAGUGUCUUUAAACCUAUAUUUGUGCGGAUAUGCGCGGGAAAAUAUGUAUGGGAGCCCUCAAGACACCACGAGGGAUUUUAUUAGUGGACUGUAAAUUAAAUAGAAAAAAAAAGUACUUGCAUGACGCCUAGAUUUAAGGGAUUUAGGAAAUGCCUGCGCACAUACCUGGUGAUCUUGCUGUACGGUACUUGAGCUGGCCAGCACUUCGUAAAACUUUCCCGAUCCUCAGCGACAGUACACACGUAUAUCACUUUCACUCUCGUUCGACAGUUUUGCUAAUUUCACAUUACAUUUUUAUUUCUUUCGGCUAAGAGAUGCGUUUAGAUCUGCAUCGAUUCAGGAACUGAUUCGCCAAUAUGACGUCUCAUAGAACAUGCCGUAAGCGAGACAGCAAUAAGGCUUUGUGCGCGUUGGCAAGGGAUAGGUAACUUGGAAGGGUUAAGAGCGUUUCACAAGUACCUACAUUUGAAAAUAUUAGGAAAAACGACCUUAAAAUAAAAAUAUCAAAUUUGAAACACAACAUAUUUAUCAAAUAUUUUAUUGGAACUGUACCAUUUUCAGCUAUUUAUAGAACUAUUUAGGUAUUAUUGGUAGAACUGGUAGGUCUUUCUCGUUAUUCCUAGAGUUAGACCAAUAGAAAUCUGCAGCGAUUUUGAUAGCCUAGACUGUGCAAGUGUUAUUUUAAACGUCAAAUGAAGACGUCUACCUAAUAUUAUAAAUGCGAAAUUAUCUCCGUCUGUCUGUUACCUUUCACGUUUUACAUUCUAGAUGAAACUUAUAAAGCAAAGAGAAUUUAAAAAUGGUGGAUUGUCAAAGAAAACUUUGUAGCCACAGUAAAUUUACUAACAUCUUUCAAUACAUUAUUAAAACUUUUAGAACACCA
This is a messenger RNA of Cydia pomonella (codling moth), 3440 nucleotides long. It is a transcript of the gene EMC6, whose product is annotated as ER membrane protein complex subunit 6. The coding region runs from base 103 to 444 and encodes 113 amino acids. Gene Ontology annotation, biological process: autophagosome assembly; protein folding in endoplasmic reticulum. The transcript has 2 exons. NCBI's taxonomy places the organism in Eukaryota, Metazoa, Arthropoda, Insecta, Lepidoptera, Tortricidae. Gene Ontology annotation, cellular component: endoplasmic reticulum; membrane; EMC complex. The record is from RefSeq and is a predicted model, not a curated record.